Molecule: messenger RNA, 4154 nt
Organism: Nelumbo nucifera (sacred lotus)
Lineage: Eukaryota; Viridiplantae; Streptophyta; Magnoliopsida; Proteales; Nelumbonaceae
Source: RefSeq, a predicted model, not a curated record
UCAUCCCAAACCCCUUAAACCCUUUCCUCUUUUUAGCCCCACUGUGCACCCACCCAGUACAGUGCUGCAGUCUAGCUACUGUCGCAAGUCUGCACUGCACCCCAGGAGACCUUUCCGUUUUUGAUAUAUUUGCUUUAGUUCUUAACGACAGAGCAGGUUUUGUGUUAUAGGGUUUCCUGCUUCCAUGCAUGAAAGAUGGAGUACAUAUAGAUCUGUUCUUGGCCAGCUGUGUAACUGCAGCCCCAAACAAGGUCUUCCAGCUGAUAACUGGUUGCCAAUGCUCCCAACUUUUUCUUUUCACUGUUGGUUCCCAGAAAAGGAAGAGAUCUUAUCAUGGGCAUGCUUCCUACAAGUCAAAUCUCUUUUCCUUCUCUGUUAUUUUUAUCAGUCUCCCAGUCUAUUUCGGUGGCUUUGUAUUGGUGCAAUAGAACCCUCAACUCAAGAAGGGAUUAUCAUUUCUUGUAUGGUUCCUUCUCCACAGAGGAAGAGGAAGAAAUGGAGGUCUUUACUCUUCAGUUUGCAUGAAGAGCUGCCACAGCAGAAAUACAUAUGAAUGAAGCUUGUGAAGGCUACACACUAAACAAACUCAUGUGUCAUUGAAGCAAUUAAAAACCUACUUGUUGGAGUUUGAAGAUCAGAUCUGCACAGAAUUUCUGCAGAAAUUUGAAGUGGGCAUAUAUAUUAUAUAUAUGAACCUCAUAUUCCUGCAUGAUUCAGGAUCUACUUAAGCUCUAGAGUAAGAAACCUGCAUGCUUCUCUAUGAUCUUUCAUAUAUUUUCGAUUGUACUUUCUGAUAUCAAUGGAAAACAGAUCCAGAUGCAAACCCUUGUAAGAAAUGGAAUGGCACUAUGCCACCCAUUGAAUCUAGAAUAUAAUAGAUGAUGGAACCAGUCAUUAGAGAGAUGAUUGCCACAUGCAGUUCUCAUGAACAAGAUGGAGCAUGAAUUAAUUCAAAUCUUCCGGCUUCAUCUGUUAGAUUCAACUUGCUYCAUGAAAUCUCACUGUUCUGUGAAAAGUUGUGUGGUCCUCACUCCUCACCCUACUCAAUGGAUGCUGCAAAGAAGUUAGGUUGGUCCCUCACCUACAAGGGAGCCACAUAGUGAUUCUUGUAGUUAUCAUCCACAUCAAGCUGAUAAAGGUCCAGAAGUAUAGACCACAGUUUUGGAGCUAUAUGAAUGAAAUUAUUUAAGUUGGUGUAUGUCUUUCUUUCUUUGUCUGUAUAUCAUCUCCCACUUGAAACCCAAUUUUGAAUUCCCCUAGGGCAGCCAAUCGUGAUGCACCACGUCAGCCUAACGUGUGGGAGCCAUGUGUAUGGACCUAACAUGGUGUAUAGUGAUUGGCUUUGUAUACGAGUAGAACUACAGCAUGAACUGCUUGAAAUCUAUUCUGAAUUUUCUCUUAUGUCCUAUAUUAUAUUGCCUUUUCUUUUGUCCAAAUUGCUUUGAACUUUUCUUGUACCCAGUUCCUGCAACUAUUUCAUUAAGAUUAUUAGUAUUUCUAACUUUAAGUCACGUUAAUAUUAUGAAUUUCCAAUAAUUAAAAUGAUCAAGUCAGAAGUAAUUCUCUAAUGAAUAUGAAAAUUGUUGCUGAUAUUAUUGCUAUACAUUGGAGUUUGAUGGCAUAAAUAUUAAUUAAUUUCUAUUUGUUUUUUCUUUUUUCCAGCCCCUCCCAUGUAAAAAUACUCGUAUAUAUAUAUAUUGAUAGUUCUCUAGAAGGGCACAGGCAUCACUUUUCAAAAUAUGUAAACUGGUCCCAACUUGAAGCUUACCAUCUGCAAUGCUUUUACUAGUGAGCUCCACUCAUUUACUAAGCUAAGUCCUGCUUUCCUUGCAUGUGAGAUAACUUCUCUUAAAUUAGUACUUAAUAAUUAAGUAAAUUGGGAGUUAGUUAGCCAUACGUACUUAUAUUAUAACAUGAUUAUUUCACAUAAUUAAAACAUAAAUUGCAGGGAAGAGAUUAGUUGGGGGAAGGAAGACAACCCCAGCUUAUUUAUUAAGGCAAUGGUAGCUCAAUAUUCAUAAAAAUGGUAGAAAUGAAAUAUCGAUAAAGUAAGAUUGGCCCAUUUAUUUGACAGGUGUCAAUUUAAGCCACAUGGUUGCAAAUACACCUUACCUUUUUCUUUUCUUUUCGUUUCUUUACCUUGGUGAAAGCUUCAUGGAAGUGUAGCAUCUCUUCUUUCUCAAAUUUGGUGAGUUUCUUCAGUAAGUUUACUCUCUACGACCAAGUGGGAUAUCUACUAUCAGACCUGUGCACAAAUCGGUAAGGGGGAAAAGUUCAGAGGCAAAUCCGGUGGGGGAAGAUAGAUUGAAUGGUGCUGCAGGAUCUUCAUCCUUCUGAUCUUGUCUAAACAAUAGAGAAUCAAACCUUGAUUGUUGGCUACAGACUGCUGAAGUUUCUUCCACUUUUGAUUGCUUGCUCAGCGAUGAUGAAAGACCUAAGAUGAUCACAAAUUCAAGAGAAAAGGAUCUUCAGUCAAAGAAGGAAGGAAACGCCAACGAGGGGAAGGUCAGUAAGGGCUCAUCUAGUUCAAGACAAUGGUCAGCACUGAAGGAUCCAAGGAUUGUACGUGUCUCACGUUCUUUUGGUGGAAAGGAUAGGCAUAGCAAGGUUUGCACCAUUAGAGGAUUGAGAGACAGAAGGGUUAGGCUUUCAGUGCCUACUGCUAUUCAAUUGUAUGACCUUCAAGACAGACUUGGGCUCAACCAACCUAGCAAAGUAGUGGAUUGGCUGCUUGAUGCUGCUAAACAUGAAAUCGAUGAGCUUCCUCCACUCCAAAUGCCACCAAACUUCUGUCAAUACCCUCACUCAAUGGUAGUCUCCCAGGAYGUGAAUACUUCCCACCCAUCUCUUGCUUCUUUUGUAGAUGCAAAUGUGGAGUAUGUCAAGGAUGACACACCUCGCUCUUCACUCAGCAAGGCUGAGUUCAAGAUCGGUAGCAGUGUUGAAGAGGAAGAUCAAAUGGUGCUAUCCAAGUCAUCCUCACCAUACUGGAAUAAUUCAAUAAGCAUCAUUCCUCCCAAUAAGGAGGCUAAAUGUAAGGAAGUUGCAAGAGAAACAGCCACAGAGAAGAUCAAUUGGAUGAGGAAAAAUGAUGAACAAGAAACCACCCAAGAAGCUACUGAAGGUGAUCAGUGUGCACAAGGGUCAGGCCACACCUCUUAUCCCAGAGCCAACCAUGCUUCAUCUCUACCAGCUGGGUUGCUAAAUAAUUCAAUGCCUCCAUACAAUUCCUAUUACCACUGGGAGCCUUCAGCUGGUUUAUCCUUGUCUCAUCAUACGGGCAGCCAUGGAUAUUCAUCCCAAGCAGAAGAUCCCCACAACUACAAUGUCAUAUCCUUGUCAUCAUCCUCAUUGUCACUACCAACUGGGUCUCAUCAGCUACUGGUAUAUCCAUCAGGAACAACACCAUCGUUUCUUCCUCCAUUUGUUACCACCUCAUUGGAAUGUGACCCGAGACAAAUGAACCAUUUUCAAAUGCUGAGCUCAAGCUCGCAGAAUCAGCCAACAAAUUCUCUCAUUACACCAUCUCUGUACUCAAUAAACGCCUCCACUAGACCCUUCCAAUUGAGUAUAAACCCUAAACUUCUUCAUUCUCAAAACAAUAAUGGGAAUCAACCAAAUAAGGGCGGCAGUGGUCCUUGAAGCACCUAAAGCUAGUCAUUCCUUCAUUUAAAAGCUCUCAUGGGCCAACGAGGAGAAACCACUACAAGCACUCUACCGAUCGAUGAAGAAAGAAUUCUCUAUGUGGUUUCAUACCUGGAAACAUGAUGAUGACACAGAAGAUUAGAGGGUUGUCUUCUGCACUGUCAGGUUUUCUUCAUUUCGCAACUGGCGAGGAACAAAGAUUGGUACGAAUUGAAUCAAACAGCAGAUGAUCGAGUAGACCGUUUUCAGCUAAAUGAAUACCUCGUACUAGUAGGAUGGAUGCGCAACAUGGAUUGUUUUCUGAUAUUUACUGGAUAAAAAGGAUGGCGACAUGAAUCUGUUGUAACGACUUUGGCAACAUUAUUAGUUUUAUAUGGCAGUCUUGAUGAGUUUGAAUCAUUGUGGCUAUAAUAUAGUAUACUCUGCUACAUUUGAUUCAACAGAUGUAAUCUUAUAAGAACAUAACGUUUCACUGGUUAGUGACAUUAUCCACCCAAACACUCUACUUC